Tetrahymena thermophila SB210 is the source of this 3565-nucleotide messenger RNA. RefSeq names its product transmembrane protein, putative. The record is from RefSeq and is a predicted model, not a curated record. The transcript is spliced from 3 exons. Lineage: Eukaryota; Ciliophora; Oligohymenophorea; Hymenostomatida; Tetrahymenidae.
AAAUAAGUAUUAAAUAAAUUCAAAAUAAACUGGACAUACAAAAGCUUAUUCAAAGAUCAAUAAAUAAUUAUUAUUUUUCAGAAUAAUUUACAUAAGGAUUGAAUUAUAAUAAUCACAAUAUAAUAGCUAAAUAUAAACAUCUUUAUCUGAGAUUAUGAGCAGCAUAUAGAUCAGAAACAUUUUAUUAUUUUUACUGGUUAUUUUAAUGAUUAAAAGUAUUGCAAAAGAGAAUCUUCAAGUAGACCUUUAGGAAAGCAUUUUUCCAAGAGAUUUGCAUGAUGGAAGUAACAUCGCUAUGAAAAAUAGUUCUGGAAUAGCUGGGGAAUUUAAGAAAGUUUAUUUUCUCUAUUUAUAUGGAGCUACUUCAGAUGAUAUUGACCCUCUUUUGCCAGCCUAAAGUGUUUUUAAUACUACUCAUAGAGCCAAUUCUCCUUUUUUAAGAGCACUUAAUCAAUAUUUAAGAAGCGAGCCCUAAAACUCCUUCUAUAAGAGGGUUCAAGUCAAUGGAGUCAUCGAGGACUAAUUCAAUAGAAUUUAGCAUUUAAUGACAGGAUCUGAAAUAAGUUAACUGAUAUAUGAUAUAUAAGUUGCAGAUCCUCUUUCUUACUUUAAAGAUCUUGAUGAAUAUUUUUAAAAAAAAUCUAUAAUAGACUAAAUUCUCGCACUAAAAAAUGUUAAUUUUACUGAAGGAAACUCAAUCAUCUAAGAUUCUUUUUAAGGUUUUUCUUUGAAUGAUAGAAAAAUUUUGUUAUCGAAAAGAUUUUAUACUGAUAAAUAUGAAGAUAGAUUGAAUUCAUAAAAUAAUAUAUCCAAGCUUAGAAAAAAUUCAACUAGUUAUGUGAACAACACGAAAAACAUACAAGCAAUCUUAAAUAUGAUGAUAGAUGGAAAAUAAGAUGUUAUAUUAGCUUACGAUGAUACUCUCGCAAAGAUAAAAAAAUUAUUCGAUGAAAAAUCUGUCCAAGUAUUCAAUAUUUACCACAAUCUGAACGAUUUACUUUAAAGCACUAUUUAGAAGAUCAGCAACGAUACACUCUUAAUUGUAAUGGGAGAGAAUUCAAAUUAAAAUAAAUAAUCUGCCGAAGAGAGUAAGAAUACACUUGGAAAAGGUGAAUCAUUCUUAUUUGCUUAUUCUAAGUAAGGGUUUGAUUAAAGUUAUUUGAUGGAUGAAAUAGACUCUGCUGAACAAAGAAAUAAGCUAAUUAGAUAAUCUUAACUUAAUAGAAUCUAAAUUAGCGAAGAUGGUGAGGAUGAUAGUGAAGCUAAUUUAAAUAAUUACCAUAUUUUCAAUUCUAACUAAAAUAAAACUAAUUAGAAAAGAAAUUACACCUUUUAUGAUCGCAAUCCAUCAGAUUAUAUUUAAGAUCAAAGCAUUGCUAGUACUUUAUCAUUUUUAUUGGGUUUUGAAAUUCCAGCCUCUAAUAAUGGUAGAAACAUCUUGCAAUUAAUGCCAAAAACCCUUUAAAAUGAUGAUGACCAUCUUUAAAAUAAGAUUGUGAUGCAAUUAUUUGAAAAUAGCUAUUAAAACUUGCUACAAUAGAUAACUUUGCUGAACUAGCUUUAAGAGGAUUAUGAUUUUUUUACUUAGGAGAGUCUUAAAAAAAUUGAUAAAAAAUACUAGUAAAUAUUAUCCAAUCAAAAUACUGUAAACACAUUAAUAAAAGAAAAUGAUGAAAUUAGUAAAUUAUAUGAUGAAAAAGUAAAAAUACUUUAAAAAGAAGAGAAUAAAAUGAACUCUUUAUAAAUUCAAUAAGCUAAAGAAGAAAUAAAUAAUUUGGAGCAAAAGCUUUAGUCAGCUUAAAGCUUGCUAAAGGCUCAUUUUGCUCUUAUUAUUGACUUGUAAGAUUAUCUUUAUCAUUUGCUUAGUGGUGACAAAUCAAUUACAACCGGUUUGACAAUAGCUUACAUCUUCAUUUACGCAUCCACCUUUUUAUUCGCUUUGCGUCAAUUUUUUAAAUAAAUGACCAAUCUUUACGACAAUUAAAAGGAAAAAAUAGCUUAUCUAACUAAAUAAUUAUCUGUAAUACUGCCACUUACCGUCCUUGGUUACUACGUUUUCUACCUCUACAGUGCCAAAACAAUUAAUGAAUCAGUAGCUUUUAUAUGUGUUGCAGUAUUUUCAUGCCUAUUUUUAUUUGAAGUGAUAUACUUAAGAUAGAAGCUUGAUCUUCCAAAACUCUUUUUGAAUAUCACCGCUCUUUACUUCGCUUCCAACAAAAUAACUACAGAAGGACUAGCUACAGUUGGUUUUUGGCUCCACCUUUUUCUCCGUUUGAGAUAUGGUACAGCCUAUAAGGACUUCUAAAGCAAAAAGCAAAUCCUUAUUGCAAUAGUUAUAUUUUUUGUGGGCGCAUUUAGAUUAGUUACCUUUAAUAUUGAUUCACCUUUUAUAGAUGCCUUAUUAAUUUUAAUUGUUGUAAAAAACUAAAAGAUAAAGUACUCUGACAAGCUCUGCUUCGUUGUGCUUAUAAUAACCCAAUACAUGUUUAAUUUUACUGAUAGCACUUAAGAAGAAAUAGGCUAAUAUCUCAUAUUUGGAUGUUCCACUUUCCUUAUUGUCAUAAUAAUUUAAUUGUAUGAGUCUAUUUCCCUCACUCUUUCCUUUAACAAAUUCUUCAUCACUAACAUUAUUUUUAUCUAUUUCUUAAACAUUCUCAUCGAUAUGAGGAAGCCUCUCAAUAAUAAUGAUUAGCUAGUUUGCUGCUUGAUAUUCUAUCUUCCAUCAUACAUCUUAAUGAUUCUAACCGAAAAAGACUCAUUCUAACAAAUCUAACAAUUUAUUGUCAGAUUUGUUAAGCAUUAAACUCAGAUAAAAUAAAAAGCAUAAACUUAAGAAGAAAUAUUAAUUGAAUUAAAGGAGGUUAUGUUAGAUUUAGAAUCACAAACCUACACCCAAAAAGCUGAAGAUCAAAAUAAAAUUAAUAUUUCAUCAGAGGAAUAAUAAAAAAUUGAGCAAAUAUAACCUAAUAAUAACAAAACCUAAACAAAUAAUAAAGAAGAUUCAAGUGAUCAUAAAUCGAUUUCUAGCCUUUGGCAUAUAAAUCUGAAUAAUUUUGGUAUAUACACUUUGUCAGGAGUUUUACAACUUCUUAUUAUAAUGAUCUCAUUUUCUUAAAUUUUUUCUGAUCAAUACCUUCUUAAUCCUACUCUGAUUACACAUUCUAAAAUAGGUCUCAUUUAAUAUUCUAUACUAUAAUAUCUUAUUGCUUUAUUGUGUAUACUAAUAUCAAACUAGUUAAAAAAAUCUAGCAUUAGCGUUUAAGCUAAAAGUGAAAAUACAGAACCACAAAAAGCUAUUUAAUAAUAAAUUAACAAAGAAAUUGAGAUAAACACAAUUUAUAAUAUGUGUUGAAAAAUUAAAAACAUUAAAAAAUAAAUAAAUAACCAAAUUAUAAACAAAAAUAUCGUUAAAUUUAUUUUAAAUUUCUUAAUAUUAAAUAAAUAUUCUUAUUCCAAUAACAUAUAUACAUAUAUAUCUAUCUAAUAUUUUCUUUUAGUUAAAUUUAUUUUUUAUUAUUUGUUUAUUUAAUCUAACUAGGUAAAAAUAAUAAACCUUUUCAUAAAA